Molecule: messenger RNA, 1242 nt
Organism: Lasiodiplodia theobromae
Lineage: Eukaryota; Fungi; Ascomycota; Dothideomycetes; Botryosphaeriales; Botryosphaeriaceae
Product: C6 zinc finger domain-containing protein
Exons: 2
Coding region: 1-1242 (413 amino acids)
Biological process (GO): regulation of transcription by RNA polymerase II
Molecular function (GO): DNA-binding transcription activator activity, RNA polymerase II-specific; zinc ion binding
Source: RefSeq, a predicted model, not a curated record
AUGCCACCAGGAAGAUCAAGCCUUGGGGGCCGUAACUUGCCCCGGAAAAGCCAUCGGAAAUCCCGACUGGGAUGCAAAAACUGUAAGCAACGUAGGAUUAAGUGCGACGAACAGAAGCCGUCCUGCACGAAUUGCAUCAAGCACUCAAUACCAUGUGACUACAACACCAACAACGCAGGACCUGCCGCCGCUCCCCGACUCCUCGCCUCGCGCCCCAUCACCCCGGCAGCAACCGGCACUUCAACACCGCCAACCCCCUUCCCAGGCAGCCCCAGCAACAACAACCUCAACAUCCCCCUCUACACGACCACAGAGCUCGAGCUUCUGCACAACUACUACAUCUCCACAGCACCGAGCCUUUCAUCUAACCCGGCCCUCUCGCACUUCUGGCGCGCCGAUGUCCCGAAACUAUCUUUCAGUUGGCCAUGUCUCCUAAAUGGCCUCUUCUCUAUUUCCGCUCUGCACCUCGCUCGUUUCCGACCCGAAAGCCGCGACACAUACCUCGCCCAAGCCGACGUCUACUGGGACCGAGCCCUGCGCAGCGCGACGCCAUUGCUCGAGGCGAUCAACGACGCCAACUACCACGCCGUCUACGUCUUUUCCAUCUUGGCGGCCUUCUACCUGCUCGGAAAAGGCCCGCGGGCGGACGACGACGACUUCCUCGCGUUCGACGGCCAGCUGAGCGCGGCGGGAACACUGCUGCACAUCCGCAGCACGCGCGUCAUCAUCGAGUCGGCGGACAGCGAGGCCGCGCUGCGCAACGGACCGGUGGCGGUGCUGUUCGACGUCGGCAUGCGUCACAUAGCCCGGUGGUUGCUGCCGGACCGCGAGAACGAGCAUGCCCUCGUGCAGGAGUUAAGGUUUAUUCAUGCGUAUCUGGAGCCGGAAGACGAGUCUGAUGUCUACGUGAACGAGAUCGAUAACCUGUCGCGGUCGUUUCAUGCUGUGGCGGCGGAGCGCGCGAGCAGCGGUGGUGGUGGUGGGGGAGUAUCGACGCAGGUCGUCUUCGUGUGGCUGUAUAAGCUGUCGGACGAGUUCCUCGACUGCUUGCGCCAGCGCGAGCCGAUGGCGCUGACCAUUUUCGCGUAUUUUGUGGUCUUGCUGAAGGAGCUGGAGGGCGCGUGGUACCUGCAGGGCUGGGUGGAGCAUUUGAUUGCCGGGAUAUAUCACGCGCUCGGCCCCGGGACGCGGACGUGGGUGCGGACGCCGAUUGAGAGGGUGGGGUGGAUUCCGCCAGUUUGA